CUGUGGCUCGCUACAAAUACAAUAUUAUAGUAUGACAAAUUUGACAGAAUUCUUCAGAUUGAUGGGUUUAGGAAGAAUUCAACCUCCCUCUUCUAGAACCCAUUUAAUGAGAUUCUACGUUAUAUAUCAUAAUUGAUAGCCGAUCAUCUUGGCUUUUCAUUUCCACGUUCAAUAAAUCUUCUUCUUCUUCGUCUUCUUCUUCUUCUUUCUUUGAAUUAUUGAGAAAUUUGUGUAAUAUGGGGAAUUUGGAGACGGCGGUUAUGGAGUUUCUGAUUCCGUCAUGGUGGGAGGUGCAAGUCACGGUGGCGGCCGCGGCGUUUGUGGUGUUGGCUUAUUGGUUUCUCUCUCUGGGUGGCGGCGCCGGUGUUGGAGGAGAAGGAAACGCGGAUGAUCGCAUGAUGGUUGGCGGUGAUGAAAUUGAUGAGAAAGAUAAGGGCGUUUCUAUAUAUAAAGCAGAGUCUCAAGCUAAUGCUGCAUACAUGAUUAAGGUGGAACUCCUUGCAGCUAAGAAUCUUAUUGGUGCAAAUUUAAAUGGCACUUCAGAUCCUUAUGCAAUAAUUACCUGUGGCAGAGAAAAACGAUUCAGUUCAAUGGUUCCUGGAUCAAGAAAUCCUAUGUGGGGAGAGGAGUUUAACUUUCCGGUUGAUGAACUUCCUGCUGAGAUUAAUGUGACAAUAUAUGAUUGGGAUAUAAUUUGGAAAAGUGCAGUUCUUGGCUCUGUAACUAUUCCUGUUGAAACUGAAGGUCAAACUGGUGCCUUGUGGUACUCACUGGAUAGUACAUCUGGGCAGGUUUGUCUUCAUAUCAAAACAAUUAGGCUUCUUAUCAAUUCUCCCAGGGAAUUGAAUGGCUUUGCCGGAGCAAAUGCUAGGAGGAGGACGUUGGAUAAACAGGGUCCAACAGUUGUUCAUCAGAGACCAGGGCCACUGCAAACAAUAUUUGGUCUUCUUCCAGAUGAGGUUGUUGAGCACAGCUAUUCAUGUGCACUUGAGAGAUCAUUUCUGUAUCAUGGCAGAAUGUAUGUCUCCGCUUGGCACAUCUGCUUCCAUUCUAAUGUAUUCUCAAAGCAAAUAAAGGUCAUUAUACCUUUUGGAGAUAUCGAUGAGAUAAAGAGAAGCCAGCAUGCUGUCAUCAAUCCAGCAAUUACCAUUGUUCUCCGCAUGGGUGCUGGUGGGCAUGGAGUGCCUCCUCUGGGAAGUCCUGAUGGUAGAGUUAGGUAUAAGUUUGCAUCAUUUUGGAACAGAAACCAUGCUUUGAGAGGUUUACAGCGUUCAGCAAAGAACUAUCAUACAAUGCUUGAAUCUGAGAAGAAGGAGAAGGAACAAUCAGCACUACGUGCCCAUAGUAGUUCCGUAAGAGGUAGCGAGCGUCAAGAUAAGGUUCCAAAGGAAAGUGUUGCAAAGUUUCAACCAUUUAUCAGGGAGGAUGUACUUUCUAGUAUCUACAGUGAUACUUUCCCAUGCACGGCAGAGCAAUUCUUUGAAUUACUACUGAAUGAUGGGUCAACCUUCACAAAUGAGUAUCGAGCAGUACGAAAAGAUACCAAUCUUUCGAUGGGUCCAUGGCAUGCUGCAGAUGAGUAUGAUGGUCAAGUCAGGGAAAUUACACUCAGAUCACUAUGCAACAGCCCAAUGUGCCCUCCAGAUACAGCAAUGACAGAAUGGCAACAUGCGGUUUUAUCAGCAGAUAAAAAGAUGCUGGUCUUUGAGACUGUACAACAGGCACAUGACGUUCCUUUUGGAUCUUAUUUCGAGGUUCACUGUAGAUGGUCUUUAGAUACCAAGUCUGACUCCUCAUGCAACAUGGAUAUAAAAGUGGGGGCACAUUUUAAGAAAUGGUGUGUGAUGCAGUCUAAAAUCAAGGCAGGUGCUAUCAAUGAGUAUAAGAAAGAGGUUGACAUUAUGCUGGACGUCGCUCGUUCAUGUAUCAAAUCAAGAACUUCAAAUGCUACAACCGAAAAUGUUGCCUCUGCUCCGUCGGUCGCGCCAGAAAUCAGAUAGUAAUGCGCCCUUGUUAAAGUUAUUGUGGGUCAAUAUGGGUUUUAAGCCUCUUGUAGUCCAUUCUUCAAUUGGCAUUCUGUUGUGAACAACUGCAGUCUUCUGUAACAUGUCAUUUGGCUGCCAAUCUUUAUGUUUUGUCCCACCCUAUCUCCUUUGUAGAGAACCAGUGGUGUGUUUUGUAAUCCUUGUGUUAAUGGAAAUUUUUGUUUAAUUAAAAGAAUGGAAAUUCUUUUCCGUCUUUGUUGAAA
Coffea arabica (coffee) is the source of this 2248-nucleotide messenger RNA. NCBI's taxonomy places the organism in Eukaryota, Viridiplantae, Streptophyta, Magnoliopsida, Gentianales, Rubiaceae. The record is from RefSeq and is a predicted model, not a curated record.